This is a messenger RNA of Cuscuta campestris, 1853 nucleotides long. Lineage: Eukaryota; Viridiplantae; Streptophyta; Magnoliopsida; Solanales; Convolvulaceae. The record is from the annotation of a GenBank genome assembly.
GCUGCCCCAAAUUUAUUUCCCGUCUCCAAGUCUUGCCCUAGCUUUCUUUCUCUACACAUCACUGUCCGCUAGCCUCUUUUCCAGCCGCUGCCAACAAACGCUGAUCUGCCGAUGACGAUAUCAGGUUUGCGCCUCCCCUUCCUUUUGGUAGUCAUGCCUUCUUGUUCGUCCGCUUCUAUUCAACCUCCGAUUGAGGUAUAUGUUUCAUUUCUAUGCACAAGAGUCUUUCUUCAAUUCUUUCCAUUUCGAAUCUAAAUCUAAAAAAACAAAAUUUUCUGCUAUGGUUUUUUAGAUUCGAUCAGAACCCCAUGAUUUCAAUUUCAUGCACUGCAUAUACUAAUUGGGUUCAUUCCAAAAUUGACGAGUCACGAUAUUCCACAAUUGGGUAUUUUAUUUUGUUUCUCUAUGCCUUCCAUUUUUUGACUUCCACUUUUACACUAUGUUUGGUUCAAGGAUUUUGAAAUGGAAAAGAAAAGAAAAUGAGAUGGAAAAUAACAUUUCUUGUUUGGAUAGAGAGGAAAAGAAAAGAAAAGUGGAAGGAAAAGGAAAUGAGAAAACAAAAUAUAUUAAGAGGAGGAAAAAUCAAAUUCCUCCCAUUUUGGUGAGAAAAAUGAGAGAAAACCAUUUUCUUUUCUUUUUCUUCCAAAUUCCUUGAACCAAACAUAGUGUUAAAGAUACCUAAAUUACUUUUAAAUUUUAAAUAAAUGAAAGAAUGAGCCACUUUUACUUUGGAUGUUCUUUUUUUACUUCAUAGGUUAAUAUGGUCAUUUGGACUAAACAUUCAAUUAGUCUUAAGAUGAAACUGAAAUGUUUGAGCUGAUUUGGGACUCCUGAAGAUAGUAUAAUCGAUUAAUAGGCCAAAGAUUUGAUUUCUCCACCUUUACUGGUUUGUUUUCUUUUCUUGAUAAGUUUCCUAUAUUCAAUUUUGGAAUUUUAGGAUGGGACUAAAACUACCUUCAUUAACAAACUGCGAAAGUUGUUUCUCAGGUUUCACAAUUUCAAUCCUCUAUCCUAGAUAUGGUAUUGCAGUUGAAGGCAUGUGGUAGUUAUUUUGUCAACUGAAUUCUUUCUCUUUCUUUGUUGGAUAGGAUGAUAAUUAAGUAGAAAAAGUAGUUAUGAGGUUACCUUUUUGUGGAUGUGAAAUACCUGUAAUGAAGAACAAAAAGUCAAAGACAAUAUCAUCCUCUAUCCUUAUGAGGUUACCUUUUUUGGGCAAAAUACAUAUUCUUCAUUGACUAUACCUCGUUUCAAUCCUAAUCAAAACUAUUAUUCUGUAUAAAAAGAAAUUUUAGUUAUAACGUGCUCUUUAAAAGAAUUUUUUUUUAUUAAUUAUCAGUCUAUGAUGCAUGUUUGAACCAUAUGGGAAUGGUUCAAAUUACUCCACUAAAUAGCUAGUACACGGAAAAGAUCCUCCCAUUGAACAGACUUUGCCCUGUAGUGUUGAAGAUCUCUACAAGGGUACCACUAAGAAGAUGAAUAUUGGUAGAGAGAUUGCUGAUGCUAGCGGAAAAAUAAUGUCGGGUAGAAGAUAUCUUAAUCAUAAACAUCAAGCCGGGCUAGAAGAAAGGUGCAAAGAUGAGCUCUCAAGCAUCACUCCAUCAAAUUUUAUGUUCAUAAUGGACGAGAAACCUGACAAAGUCUUCACACGUGAUGGGAAUGAUUUCUUAUCUUUAAUAGUCUAGUUGUUCUUCUCUUCAUCUCCAAUGUUUCACAUUGUUGUUUCAUUUUUCCUUGAUUUUAAUCAUUAAAUGAUGAAUGUUGAAUAUUUGUAGAGUUUAUUCCUAGCAAUUCAUCUUUUGAUGUACUCAUUGAUACAUAACUCGGAUUCUUGAGAAAAAACUAUUGAAAUUUAU